UUUCUCUGUCAUAAAGUUAACGAUGAAAACGAAGAACCAAAUAUAAUACUCCUCCUCCCUCUGUACAAGAACGCAACGACAGAUUACAGCACAAAAAGCAAGAGAGGGAGAGACAGAGAGAAGAGGAGAGAGAAACCCAACGGAAAACAGAAGAGUCGUUCAAAUAUUCGUCUCUCCCUUUUUUCUGAGCCCAACCUUCGAAACCCUAGCCACGGCGUUUACGACGUCGCCUCCAUAGUAAUUCCAUAUACUUGUUUCACCGACGAAGACAUGUCCGGUACGACGCCGUCGCUAGCGGCGUCGGCUAGGGUUCUGUUCCCUACCAGAUCUCAGAUCCCCCGCAGCCCUACUUGACGAAAAAAGCCGUCGAUUCUACAACCGGGGAGGAACUCGUCGUUCUAUCGGUCAUGGCGACCGGAAAGGGAGCGUUCGAGAAGGCUCGGAGAUUCGUUCGGACGGUUUACUUCAUGGUGGCGAUGGUGGCGUCGCUUCUGGUCCUCUCGGCGCCGUUGCUGGUUUCCGUAGUUGAUAUACUGGUGCCCUGGGUGUUGGUUUCGAGCUUCACUUGUGUUAGGUGUUACAGCUUUCAGGAACAUUUUCGUAGAUACUCGUUCAAGACUUCUUUGACGGAUAUUCCUCUGGUUUCGAUUGUUAGAUCUGUUAUAAUCACAUGUGUUUAUUCAAUGUGUGAUGGGCCUGCCCUCUCACACGGCCCGUAUCUCGGAACUGUGAUGCUGUGUUCUUUCAGUUCCAUUAUUCUUCUUUCAGUUAAGGCUUGUGUCUUCACCUUCAACUCUCAAAUUGAGGCUGACGCUUCUUCAUCUUCGCUCUCGAGGCAGAAGCUCCAUCUGAAAAUGCCCGUUUUGUUUCUCUCCUCUGUGGUCUUUGCCCUUGGCCAUACCGUGGUUGCCUAUAGAACGAGCUGCAGAGCGCGGAGGAAAUUCCUCUUUCACCGAGUUGACCCGGAAGCAGUACUUUCUUGCAAAAUUGUUUUUGCUGGUUUUCAGAAGGUUCCGCGAUCUCCCACUCCCUCUGCAGGCAAAAUACCAAAAAGUGACGGUGAAUUGAGGCGAAAACCUGGAGUCAUCGCUCGUGAUGAAGGGGAGCUCCCCAUUAGAUUCCUUGCUGACGUUGACAGCUUAUUCAUUGCUUGCCAAGGGCUUACAAUCCACUAUAAGCUUAGCAUGUCCAGUUCACCUCCUCGUUCCUUAUCUUCCACAACUAUUUUCGACAGGCCAUCGUUGAAUGUCCUGUCGAGAACCCAGUAUCAUCUCCACAGGAGCUUUAGUAAUAAAUACCCCACUUCUUCUCUAUAUGCUCCACUAUUAGAUGGUUCUCCAACAUCUCCAGUGUUGUCUGAAGAUAUUCCUAUUCUGAGCCUAGAUAGUCCCGCUGACAUGGAUGAAGUGAGUACAUCAAGCUCUCCGGCAGCAGAGCAUGAUUUGGAGGCAAAUGGCCAGAUUGGCAUUGUUUUAGUGCAUGGAUUUGGAGGGGGAGUCUUUUCAUGGAGGCAUGUGAUGGGUGUGCUGGCUCGGCAGGUUGGUUGUACAGUUGCUGCUUUUGACCGUCCCGGUUGGGGAUUGACAUCGAGACCACGCCAAAAGGAUUGGGAAGUAAAUCAAUUGCCUAACCCGUACAAGCUUGAAAAUCAGGUAGACCUGCUUCUUUCUUUCUGUGCGGAGAUGGGCUUUUCUUCAGUUAUACUGGUUGGUCAUGAUGAUGGAGGCAUACUUGCGCUAAAGGCUGCACAGAGGGUCCAUGCAUCACCAAAUUCUGUCAAUGUUGAAAUCAAGGGGGUGGUACUAUUGAGUGUAAGCUUGUCAAGGGAAGUGGUCCCUGGCUUUGCCAGAAUUCUCUUGUACACGUCGCUUGGGAAGAAACAUAUAGUUCGUCCUUUACUGCGGACAGAAAUUACUCAAGUGAUUAAUCGGCGUGCGUGGUACGAUGCGACCAAGCUAACAGCAGAAGUUUCAAGCCUCUACAAGGCUCCUUUAUGUGUAGAAGGCUGGGAUGAAGCUCUUCAUGAGAUAGGAAAACUUUCAUUUGAGACAGUCCUUUCACCACAAAAUGCAGCAACAUUGCUGCAAGCUAUCAAGGACUUGCCAGUUUUGGUUAUUGCAGGGGCUGAAGAUGCUCUUGUACCACUGAAAUCUGCUCAAGUCAUGGCUUCAAGAUUUGUAAAUUCUAAACUGGUUGCAAUUUCCGGGUGUGGUCAUCUUCCACAUGAGGAGUGCCCCAAGGCAUUGCUUGCAGCUAUAUUACCCUUCAUCAGCAAUUUGUUAACAAAAUCAGAAGUGCAUAACCAAUGAAUCUUUAACUCUAGAUAGGGUUCUUAUUUUAUGUUGCGGGUUUUUUCUCUCUUUUUCUUCUCUUUUUCAAUCUUUGUAUUCACCUCAAAUGAAAGAGGCCAAUCUCCACCUCUUCUUUUGGCUAUUUUUGAUGUGUUAGUUUGGCAGCUUACCCUUACCCUAAUACUAAAGGGUUUCUCACAUGUACUUUUUUUUUUUCUCUCUCUUUUGGCUUUUGUCUUUUGGUCUUUUAAGUGCUGAGUCAAUCAAGUUGUUUAAGGAGGUUAUUUGAACAGUUUGUGUUAUUUACCACUAAAGAGAGUGGAAAUGACACCCAUUGUGUAUAGUUCUCAUAGUUUGGAAUGCAGCAUUUAGCUAGUUAGUUCCA
This is a messenger RNA of Rhododendron vialii, 2676 nucleotides long. RefSeq lists its product as uncharacterized. Lineage: Eukaryota; Viridiplantae; Streptophyta; Magnoliopsida; Ericales; Ericaceae. Bases 408 to 2309 code for a protein of 633 amino acids. Gene Ontology annotation, molecular function: catalytic activity. The transcript is spliced from 7 exons. The record is from RefSeq and is a predicted model, not a curated record.